Populus nigra (black poplar) is the source of this 2938-nucleotide messenger RNA. RefSeq names its product U-box domain-containing protein 44-like. Gene Ontology annotation, molecular function: protein binding; ubiquitin-protein transferase activity. The record is from RefSeq and is a predicted model, not a curated record. Gene Ontology annotation, biological process: protein ubiquitination. Bases 350 to 2791 code for a protein of 813 amino acids. NCBI's taxonomy places the organism in Eukaryota, Viridiplantae, Streptophyta, Magnoliopsida, Malpighiales, Salicaceae. The transcript has 4 exons.
UCACUCUCCUUUCUUGAUUGCUUCUUCUUGUUGGUUUCUCUUCUAUUUUACCACUAUUUAAUUACAAAAUAUUUAUUAUAAUAUUAAAAAAAACAAAAUACAGCACCCUUUUUCUCCCUUCCCCUACUUCUCCUUCCUCUCGGUUUCCUACUCAUAUUAGUUUCCCAUUUCGAAUAAGGGAAAUAAGCCCUAAUAAUCGAAGUUGAAUCGGCCUCAUGGAUGGUUCAAUUCUCCUGGACCUACUUGUUGAAUUGCCAAACAAGAAGUAGGGAAGAGGGUUCUUGGAAUCUCUGUAAAUUGGAGACCUUUUGAUAGCUCAAGGAGGAUAUAGCAGGUUUAUUUAGAUCAAAUGGCCGAAAGCUGGGAUGGAAGUUAUGAUCCUGGUAGCCAAUCGGAUGACAGUCAUUACUUUGAAAGACUCCGUGUAGAGCCUAUUUAUGAUGCAUUUGUCUGCCCUUUAACAAAGCAGGUUAUGCGUGAUCCUGUCACCUUAGAAAAUGGUCAAACUUUUGAACGUGAAGCAAUAGAGAAGUGGUUCAAGGAAUGCAAGGAGAGUGGAAGGAAGUUGGUUUGCCCCUUGACUCAAAAGGAAUUGAAAAGCACAGACCUCAACCCCAGCAUAGCUUUGCGGAACACCAUUGAAGAGUGGACUGCUAGGAAUGAAGCUGUUCAACUUGAUAUGGCAUGCAGAUCUCUAAACCUGGGCAGUCCAGAAAGUGAUGUUAUGCAUUCUUUGAAGUAUAUUCAAUACAUGUGCCAUAGGAGCCGAUCGAAUAAGCAUGUUGUGCGCAAUGCUGAUUUAAUACCUAUGAUCGUUGAAAUGUUGAAGAGUACCAGUCGUAGAGUCCGGUGUAUUGCUUUGGAAACCCUUCAAACUGUGGUCGAGGAUGAUGCUGAUAAUAAGGCAAUACUGGCUGAGGGUGACACAGUGCGGACCAUAGUUAAGUUUUUGUCUCAUGAGCAAUCCAUAGAAAGGGAAGAAGCUGUCUCCUUGCUGCUUGAGCUCUCAAAAUCCGAAGCCUUGUGCGAGAAGAUUGGUUCAAUCAAUGGAGCAAUUCUCAUUUUGGUUGGAAUGACAAGCAGCAAAUCAGAAAAUCUUUCAACUGUUGAGAAGGCUGAUAAAACUCUGGAAAAUCUGGAGAAGUGUGAGAACAAUGUACGGCAGAUGGCUGAAAAUGGUAGACUGAAACCUCUUUUGAAUCAAAUCCUUGAAGGCCCACCAGAAACUAAACUGUCUAUGGCUUCAUACCUGGGUGAGCUGGUCUUGAACAAUGAUGUGAAAGUCCAUGUUGCUAGAGCUGUUGGUUCAUCUCUGAUCAAUAUAAUGAGAAGUGGUAAUGUACAGUCAAGAGAAGCUGCUUUGAAAGCUUUGAAUCAAAUUUCUUCUUAUGAGGCAAGUGCCAAGGUUUUGAUUGAGGCUGGAAUUCUUCCUCCUCUUGUCAAAGACCUCUUUACUGUUGGCUCCAACCAGCUCCCCAUGCGUCUCAAAGAGGUCUCAGCCACAAUUCUCUCCAAUGUUGUAAACUCCGGCAAUGACUUUGAUUUGAUUCCUGUUGGACCUGACCAUCAGACUCUUGUUUCAGAAGACAUAGUGCAGAACCUACUCCAUCUAAUUAGCAACACUGGUCCAGCUAUUGAAUGCAAGCUUCUGCAGGUUCUUGUUGGACUGACUAGUUCUCCAUCUACUGUUUUAAAUGUUGUCGCUGCCAUUAAAAGCUCAGGUGCUAUUAUCAGUUUGGUUCAGUUUAUUGAGGCCCCCCAGAGGGAUUUGCGUGUAGCUUCCAUAAAACUUCUCCAGAAUGUCUCUCCACACAUGGGGGAGGAAUUAGCUGAUGCUCUCCGUGGCACAGUUGGCCAGCUUGGAAGCCUUUUCAAGGUUGUAGCAGAAAACGUAGGAAUCACAGAAGAGCAAGCAGCUGCAGUUGGCCUUUUAGCUGAGCUCCCAGAAAGGGAUUUGGGUCUCACUAGGCAGAUGCUAGAUGAAAGCGCCUUUCCCCUAAUCAUCUCCAUAGUGGUAAAGAUCCGUCAGGGGGAGAUUAGGGGUGCCCGCUUUAUGACACCAUUUUUAGAAGGACUAGUACGAGUUCUUGCAAGGGUUACUUUUGUGUUGGCUGAAGAGCCGGAUGCCAUUAAGCUCUCCCGUGAGCACAAUCUUGCUGCUCUUUUCAUUGAACUGCUUCAGUCGAAUGGGCUUGACAAUGUACAGAUGGUCUCUGCAAUGGCACUAGAGAACUUAUCUCAAGAGUCAAAAAAUUUAACAAGAUUGCCUGAGUUGCCGCCUCCUACUUUCUGUGCCUCAAUCUUUUCAUGUCUUAGCAAACAGCCUGUCAUAACUGGAUUGUGCCGGCUCCACCGAGGAACAUGUUCCCUAAAAGAUUCAUUCUGUCUUCUGGAAGGACAGGCUGUUGAGAAGCUGGUAGCUCUUUUAGACCACACGAAUGAGAAAGUGGUUGAAGCAGCUCUUGCUGCAAUUUCUACUUUGUUGGAUGAUGGGGUUGCCAUUGAACAAGGGGUUGCAGUGUUGUGUGCGGCAGAGGGAAUUAGACCUAUAUUUGACGUGUUACUGGAGAAACGAACAGAGAAUCUGAGAAGGAGGGCAGUUUGGGCUGUUGAGAGACUUUUACGGACUGAAGACAUAGCAUAUGAAGUUUCUGGAGAUCCAAAUGUGAGUACUGCACUUGUUGAUGCUUUCCAGCAUGCUGACUAUCGAACACGGCAGAUUGCUGAGCGUGCCCUGAAACAUGUUGAUAAGAUACCCAAUUUCUCUGGUAUCUUUCCAAAUAUGGGUUAGGCCGCUUACUGAUCCUGGAGCUGUAUGUAAUUCAUCGUGUGUCCCGAGCCAUUUAUGGUUAUGCUAGCGUUAAGCUGCAGGUAGAUAUUGUUGUAAACAGAUUUUUUAUCUGUAAAGGUUUUGAAAGUGUUCAUUGGUUUCUAAUCA